Messenger RNA from Baudoinia panamericana UAMH 10762, 1571 nucleotides. RefSeq lists its product as uncharacterized. Bases 310 to 1191 code for a protein of 293 amino acids. The transcript is spliced from 3 exons. Gene Ontology annotation, cellular component: proteasome core complex, alpha-subunit complex; proteasome core complex; nucleus. Lineage: Eukaryota; Fungi; Ascomycota; Dothideomycetes; Mycosphaerellales; Teratosphaeriaceae. Gene Ontology annotation, biological process: ubiquitin-dependent protein catabolic process. The record is from RefSeq and is a predicted model, not a curated record.
AUGCUGUUCGAAGACGGGCAAUAUGUCUUCGAGUCAUGCUCCUCGAUCUCCGAAACGCACAGACUUCGGCAUGCCGAAGCGUGAGGGAGCUUGAUUGCGGCCUUAGGCCUUCGUAGCUCAAACGCGCAACCAACUGCGGCCUCCAACUACAUGCACGGUUGAUGGUGUUUGCAUGCAAUUGUUGUCUCUAGCGCACCGACUAGACUUUUGCACUCUCUCCGGGAACAGUUCCAGAGUCAAUACAGGAGAGGACAGAGACCCUUCGAGAGUCAUCGCAGAAGGAGAAGCCUGUACAGGCUCGCACCAGCCAUGACCUCCAUAGGCACGGGCUACGAUCUCUCAAACUCCGUCUUCUCUCCCGAUGGCCGUAACUUCCAAGUCGAGUACGCAGUGAAAGCGGUCGAGAAUGGCGGCACAGCAAUCGGCAUCAGGUGCAAAGACGGCGUGGUGUUAGCAUUAGAAAAGCUCGUCACUAGCAAACUCCUUAAGCCCAAUGCGAAUAAGAGGAUAGCGACUGUAGAUCGAAAUAUCGGCGUGGUAAACUCUGGCUUGUUACCCGACGGCCGACACUUCAUUUCAAGAGCACGCGACGAAGCUUCAUCGUGGCGCAGCACGUACAAAGCACCCAUUCCCAUUUCUUCUCUAGCCAACCGCAUGGGCGCCUAUGUUCAGGCUUACACACUCUACUCAUCCGUACGACCCUUCGGCAUCACUGCGAUCGUCGGUGGAUGGGAUGCAGAGACUGAGGUCUCCGUUGAUGGCGCCGUUGGUUCAGGCCCGAAGAUCGGCAGCGGAGGCAAGACACCAGGUGUGAAGGAAGGCGGACCAUACCUGUACAUGAUUGAGCCGUCAGGGCUGUACUGGGGCUAUUACGGUGCAGCGACGGGCAAGGGCAGACAGGCGGCCAAAGCAGAGCUAGAGAAGCUAAAGCUCGACCCGAAAACGCAUGGUGAAGGUGUCAUUACUCUGGAGGAGGGAGUGAAGGAAGCGGCGAGAAUCAUCUAUGUCGCGCAUGAGGAUAGCAAAGACAAAGACUUCGAAUUGGAGAUGACGUGGGUCAGUGCCGUAAGUGGUCCUACGAAGGGGCGGCAUGAGGAGGUGCCAAAGGCGCUGAGGGAGGAGGCAGAGCGUUUGGCGAAGAAGGCGUUGGAGGGUGAGGAUGAAGAAGAGGAGGGCAAGAUGGAGGAAUGAGUUGUGGUUGGGUGUGCUGACUGUAACAUACGGCAUUGUACCUUUAGUGGCAUAGCAUGGCGCGCAGCGGGAGUAAUAUCGCAGGCCAUGUGCAAGCUUAGGUGGACAUCAUACGGUCUCGCCGGCGUCCAUUCCAUAGAGAGACACUCGCCAGCCUCCGGACUUUGCUCCGCUGCUUGUAGAGCAGACUGCAUAGCGGGUCCGAAGACCUUCAAAGGCUAAACCACGACUUGCCCUCCUUCGCCUUCGCCUCCUUCAUCUCUUCCAGCUAUGACUCUGUCAGCACUUUCCCACAUGUCGCAGGCAUAGGUAAACAGAGUCACAUACCCAUCGCUGCUUGCAAUCCCUGUAAGCAGUGAAGAAAUCGGAGCACAUCCCGC